Messenger RNA from Penicillium angulare, 1773 nucleotides. RefSeq names its product GMC family oxidoreductase. The transcript is spliced from 4 exons. Gene Ontology annotation, biological process: secondary metabolite biosynthetic process. NCBI's taxonomy places the organism in Eukaryota, Fungi, Ascomycota, Eurotiomycetes, Eurotiales, Aspergillaceae. Gene Ontology annotation, molecular function: flavin adenine dinucleotide binding; oxidoreductase activity, acting on CH-OH group of donors. The record is from RefSeq and is a predicted model, not a curated record. Bases 1 to 1773 code for a protein of 590 amino acids.
AUGUUUCUCUCGAUUGGCCAGCUUGGAGCAGCCAUAUUCGGAGCACUCAUCAGCAUACUUGCUUUCAAUACUUGGGCACCUUUCGACGCAAUCUUUGACUAUGUUGUUGUCGGCGGAGGAACAGCAGGCGUGACGGUUGGGGUUCGUCUGGCCCAGCAUGGCUUUCGGGUUGCGCUGGUCGAAGCAGGUGGAUAUUACGAACUUAAAAAUCCUAUCGCCCGAAUACCCGGUGCAGCGAUCAUAGGGAUUGGCGCCAGUCCCAAGUCAUCGACGCCAGUGGAUUGGAAGUUCGUGGCCCAUGCUGUUCCUGGGGCGGGUUUUCGCGACAUUCAUUAUCCAAGGGGCAAGUGCUUGGGGGGAUCGCCAUCAAAGGACGCCAUGAGAAUAUGGGCAGAUCUGGUCGACGAUACAAGCUAUCUCUUUGAGAACUGUUUCCCUUUAUACAAGAAGACAGUGACAUUCUCGCCUCCUGUAGGUCGAGCAGCUGGUGUGCCGUCCUAUAAAGAAUCCAGUUUCAGCUCCUCUGGGGAACCGCUGCAUGUUUCGUACCCAAAGCACGCAAUGGAAUUUUCUAACUGGGCACAAGAUGCCUUCACAGAGGCAGGAUUGCCAGAAGCUGAAGACUUUAAUAGCGGAUCACUUAUGGGCCACCAAUUCUGCACCAUGACCAUCCGACCGACCGACCAGACAAGAAGUACAUCAGAGUCGGCGUUUAUGGGAGGCUUCAAACAACUGGAGAAUGUGACUGUGUACCAGAAGACUCUAGCCAAAAAGAUACUGUUUGAUGGUGAACGUCGUGCUAUUGGGGUCCGCGUGAAGCACAAAUGGUCAUACACUUUGAAGGCAACUAAAGAGGUGAUAAUAUCUGCGGGCGCAUUCCAGUCUCCACAACUUUUGAUGGUCUCUGGGGUUGGGCCGGUCGAUACCCUUCAAAAGCAUGGCAUUACAGUCGUCGCCGAUCGGCCUGGCGUGGGCCAGAAUAUGUGGGACCAUGUAUUCUUUGGGCCUUCAUACCCUGUCACGGUAAAUACAUUCACGGAUAUGGUGUGGCAUCUGGACCAUCUUUUCCUCCAGGUAUUGAAUUGGCUCCUUUUUAAGAAAGGAAUGUUAUCGAAUCCUUCGACCGACUAUCUGGGCUUCGAGAAGAUUCCAUCGCAGUUCCGGUCUAUAUUAUCUGCCCGAGAUGAAGAGGCACUGUCCUGGUUCCCUGCAGAUUGGCCGGAGGUGGAGUAUCUUGUGGCUUCGGCAUAUGUCGGUAACUUCUCAAGUCCCUUUUGGCAGCAACCGAGCCUUGGCCAGUAUGGUAGCAUCGUCGCCAGUAUAGUUGCCCCGACAUCUCGCGGGAAUGUGAUGAUCAAUUCAGCGAACAUGGCCGAUCCACCGAUCAUCAAUCCAAAUUGGCUCGCAACUGAAACGGAUCAAAGAGUAGCAGUCGCAGCUUACAAACGAAUCCGCGAUAUUUUCAAUACCACCGCCAUGAAGCCUGUUCUUGCGGGGCCGGAAUACUUCCCAGGGUUCUCGGUCAGUACCGAUGAUGAGAUACUUGCUUUGAUAAAGCAAACUAUGAUGACAAUUUAUCAUGCUGCGUGUACCUGUAAAAUGGGUGUUCAAAAUGACAGUAUGGCAGUUGUUGAUAGUCGAGCGAGGGUUUUUGGUGUCUCUGGUUUGAGGGUAGUGGAUGCUAGUGCAUUCCCAAUCCUACCAGCUGGCCACCCCCAAUCAACUGUUUAUAUGCUAGCUGAAAAGAUCGCUGCGGAUAUUUUGGCUACAUAG